Molecule: messenger RNA, 576 nt
Organism: Procambarus clarkii (red swamp crayfish)
Lineage: Eukaryota; Metazoa; Arthropoda; Malacostraca; Decapoda; Cambaridae
Source: RefSeq, a predicted model, not a curated record
AUGACGUACCAGUCAUGGGAGCUGCCACGCCUCCUGGGAGCUGCCACGCCUCCUGGGAGCUGCCACGCCUCCUGGGAGCUGCCACGCCUCCUGGGAGGGCCACGCCUCCUGGGAGCUGCCACGCCUCCUGGGAGCUGCCACGCCUCUUGGGAGGGUCACGCCUCCUGGGAGCUGCCACGCCUCCUGGGAGCUGCCACGCCUCCUGGGAGCUGCCACGCCUCCUGGGAGGGCCACGCCUCCUGGGUGCUGCCACGCCUCCUGGGAGCUGCCACGCCUCCUGGGAGCUGCCACGCCUCCUGGGAGGACCACGCCUCCUGGGUUGGCCACGCCUCCUGGGUUGGCCACGCCUCCUGGGAGGGCCACGCCUCCUGGGAGGGCCACGCCUCCUGGGAGCUGCCACGCCUCUUGGGAGCUGCCACGCCUGCUGGGAGGGCCACGCCUCCUGGGAGCGGCCACGCCUCCUGGGAGGGCCACGCCUCCUGGGAGGGCCACGCCUCCUGGGAGGGCCACGCCUCCUGGGAGGGCCACGCCUCCUGGGAGGGCCACGCCUCCUGGGAGGGCCACACACAGGGAUGA